Messenger RNA from Porites lobata, 19862 nucleotides. The record is from the annotation of a GenBank genome assembly. NCBI's taxonomy places the organism in Eukaryota, Metazoa, Cnidaria, Anthozoa, Scleractinia, Poritidae.
AUGGCCAGUUUCGGUGUAAAACGCUCUCCUACGGCUGCCUCCGUUAUAGCAGAGAACCAAGAUGUAGAUGUUAGUGUUGUUUGUACUGUUUUAAAGCUGCUAGAUAAAGACAACACAGUCCCUUUUAUCGCUCGCUAUCGCAAAGAACAAACUGGAGGUUUGGAUCCUACAGUCUUACGGAACAUUCAGACCCAGUACGAGCAGCUAAAGUAAGUUCAAAAAGAAAAAGAAAAGGGUGGGGGGGGGGGGGGGGGGAAGCCGAGGGGGUAACUAGCUGAUUAAAGUUACGUUCGUAACGGGAAAAUGGGGGUCAGCAAAUAUCUGUGGUUCGGUCGGAGAUCACUGCAUAGUAAUACAGUGGAAGAAGCCAAGAAAAUGAAUGAGAUAUUAUAUAAACAAUUGGUCCAAGUCUCAGGUCUUUUUGGCCCACAGUUCUGAGUUAUUUGGUGAAACGUUUCACGCACCUUUCAGCUUUGUAGAGCUUUAUAAGGAGACGCCAUAUUGGUGCAACAAUAAACAAAAACAUCUGGAGUUCACUUUUCCUAUAAAAGCUCUUUCUUUUCACUCAAGAACUAGCAUAAGUACGCAUAAACACAUCGUCUAAUACUUGAAGUGGUUUUACUGCUGAAAAUCAAGAGGAGAUACUUUUUUUUCAACGAGACAGCAUUCCUAUGCUGGUGUCACGCGCUGUGAAAACUCGGAAGUUCAAAUUGCUGUAUUUUCGAAAUGAAACAUGCCACGGAACUAGAAACUUGUACAAAGAUUUAUUCUUUGUUUAUCUUCAACCUAGUGUAAAUAAUAAUACGUAAAACCUCGCUAUUUUGACGUUACAAUUUGAUGACGUCACAGUGAAAACCAUCUAUAGUGUUGACAAUGAUGAUGAUGAUGAUGAUGAUGAUGAUGAUGAUGGUGAUGAUGAUGACGGCGACGAGGGAGAGUACGAUGACAAUGAUGACAAUCCCUCUGUGGGAAUUGAUGGCAAUUCAGAGCGAGACUGGUUCAUCAUCCUAUGUAAGGGGAUCUCCGACAGUCUUGGAUUCUGGAUUCCACGUUGAGGAUUCUGGAUUCCAGGUACUGGAUUCCAGUAUUUUUCUGUAGAACUUGGAUUCUGAAUUACAAAAUUUUUGUUAGUGGGAUUCCAGAUUCCUUAAGCUGUAUUCCAGAUUCCACAAGCAAAAAUUUCCUGGAUUCCGGAAUCCGAAUUCCCUUACAUGGGGCGAGAUACACUAUAUAAUAGCUGUCAUUAGUUCACACCGUAAUGUCUAUAACGAUGGAGAGCCACUGUUGAGAUUUCCUUGUCUAGUAGUUGCCUAGAGAUAGAGGAUGUCUGUUAGCGUGGGUUUGAUUAUUAAUAUUGGCAGAUCAAUCCAAGAUCGGGCAGCCUCAGUUGCCAAGAAGAUAGGAGAGAAGCUUACUCCAGAAAUUAAGAACUGUCUUAACAAUGCUCUCACAAUGGAAGAAGUUGAAGAAGUGGUAAGGCUUUUUUUAUUGAUUGUCUUGUUAAUAUAAAUAUGGAAUAAGCUUUAAUUGGUGGAUUUUUUUAUUUAUAACUCAAUGUGAAUUGGCUGUAGGUGAAUGAUUAUUUUCUGCCUUUCAUUGGAUAAAAUACUGUAAAAUCAAUAAUUUCUCUCCCGUCAGGUGAGCUUGUGCUUUGAUAUACAGUGUAUGAACUUUCUUCAGUUAUUUUCUUCUGAUUAUGCAACCUAAUCAAAGCAAAUGCGUGAAGAAAAGAUUUCUUGAUAUUUAAAGGUGGAAUUAACAAGUCCAAAUUGGGUCAAAGUAAAUAUUGGUUUAUUUAUUUAUUUAUUGUAUUUUAUUUUUUACUCAGUAUUUAUCCAGGGACAUUCAAUUGAGCAGAACUAGUUAAAUGGAGCCCUGACACAACACAAAAACAAAUAAGUUACAAAGGCAACAUGUACCACAGGUGUUACCUUUUAAAAUGGUGCUUUAGCUUGAUUUUAUAUUUGCUGAGCGUCUCUACUUGUCUAAUGAUUCUCAGUAGGGAUUUAUGGAUGGUUUACUCCAGUUAUUAUACCAAAAAAAAAAAGAGGCCAGGUCAACCAUAAAGAUAAAGAUUUUAUCCCUGGUUUAAAUUUUAUUUUCUUUUGUUUAAUUGGCCUGUUUGUAAUUGGUAAGAAGUUUGAAACAAAGGAAAGAAAAUUUAAACCUGCAGGAUAAAAUUAAACCGCAACAUAUACAUCGUAGUACUUAAAAUUUGUAACUUGUAAAGAAUUGUAUAGUUUGAACUGUGGGAUGACUGUGAAGAAGUAAAUGCAGGGAAAAAUUCAGGCUUGCUGGGAUUUGAACUCACUUGACCAGUCGGCAAGCAUGCCAAAUAGGAGCUGAUCAUAACCAAUUUUUCAUAUUUAGGUUUUUUUUUGUCACAACUCGAUAAGUUGCAUAUUUAACUGUAAUGUUUUUCUCAGCAUUUAUGUAUUACACUUCUAUUAUUUUCCAUUGAAUAGUAUGCACCUUUCAAGAAAGGCAGUAAAGGAUCUCAUGCUGAUAGAGCAAGACAGCUGGGGCUUGGUCAACCUGCUGAAUGCUUGUUAAAAGAUCCAAAAAGUGUUCAACUGGAAACAUUGGUCAAACCAAAGACAGAAGGUCAGUCAUGUCAUGCAAAGAACAACCUAAAUUAUCUGUGGUAUAAUGACAAGAUAUUAUCAACCAUAGUAUGUGGUUAAAUGUAAUUUAGGCAAAGUUAAAACACAAGAUAAUGCCUUGUACUCCAUCACUAAUAUUAUUGGAUAGUGGUGGUCUUGGGCAUUUGCAGGGCUAGUAUUAAUUUACAGGGCUUUCCUUGAGGUAACAAAUAUUUGCUCAUGUUGCCUUUGCAUGCCAUAGCUUUAGCCAUUUUUGCUCCCUGCCCUCCUUUUCCUCUGGAUGUCCUUCAAAGGGCAUAUAUCUGCAGAUUUUUCCAUUAAUUUGAGUUUCUCACUUGUGAUGGUGUCUGGUGGUUGCUGCUCACAUGGUCGUCAUGGUUACCCUCUGGGCUGCCUUGCAGCUCCCUUCGGUUUGACCAGGCACCUUCCUCACACCCUGAUUGUUUGUUGAUGGGUUCAAUAUAGACAGAGGAGUGCAACUCUGGUGUAAAUAAGAGGCAAGUGAAAGACUGCCAAAAUAUGUGCGCUACAUGUAUAAUGAGUUAUUGUGAUAUUGAGCUUGUAUCAGUCUAUAUACAGUCAUUUUUCUGGUAUGUUUUUUUUUGUUUUGCAGUUGCCUUCAGUGUGCAUCUCUUAGGGAGCUUUCAAUAUAUCACUAAAACUCUAAUCAGCUAGAUUAACAUACAUUGUAUUCUUAGGAAGCUUUCAAUAUAUCACUAAACCUCUAAUCAACUAGAUUAAGAUGCGGUGUAUAUAUGUUACAUAGUUAUUUUAUUUUUUAUUUUUAUUUUUUUUAUAUCAGGCAGUUUUUGUUUUUCUCUUGUUUUUGGGUAUGGUAAUGUGUGCUAAUAAAGUUGAAACAAAAGAAACAUAAAAAUUACCUGAGAUAAAACUACAAUAUGACUGUACAGUGUUUAUCACUUCUGCAUGUAGUUUGUUGUCUCUAUUUUGUUAAACAAACAAACACGCAAAACCAACAAAACAAAAUCAGACUAACAAAAAAUGCAGAAUUUGAACUUACAGUAUGUACGUGUACAUGUACGUAUUCAAUAUAUGCGGGCUUACAUACUUGCAGGUGUGAAGAAUAUCAAGCAGGUGUCACUGGGAAUACAACACAUUUUGGCUGAUGUCAUUGCUAAGAACAGUGACACAAUGAGCUCAAUUAAAAAGAUGUAAGUGCUUUUGUUUAUUCUCAGUUGUUUCUACAGUUGAACCUCCAUGUGUGACCACCUUUCGUAAGCGACCGCCUACACAAAACACCAAAACUUUCCCAGUCAAAGUCUCACAGCUGGAACCUCUAGAAAAUGACCACCUCCUUUAAGCAACCGCAAUCACUCUUUGGGCCUGAAAGUUUAAUUAUUUUCUAUCAUUUUUAACCUCUUGUAAGUGACCACUUGACAUUCUCUGAUCUCUAUGUUUGCUCCCUCCCAUUAGUGACCACUAAGUCAUUGCAUUUGGGAUGGCCGCUUAUGGGAGGUUCGACUGUACUUCAAUCAUGUUGCCUAACAUAGGCUAACCCCACCCACAAUGACAUGUUCCAUUCAUUCAGUCAUUUCAGAAGUGGACUUUAUAUAUGUUUAACACAGCAGUAUUUGAUUGCUUUGGGAAAUAAUAAGUCACCAAAAAGGGAGAAUCAUGUUUUGUACCCGAGGGACACCCCCACUGUACCCAUAUUCGGACAAAAAGUUGUGCUCCUUCCCUCUCAGUGUUGAUUAUUUUUCUUCUGACAUGCCAACUGUCCCAACUAUAAAUGUUACUAGUAUUGUAGGUUGGUUCUCAAUUUCCGGUGUCUCCUAGGGAAUGAAUUUAAUUUUGACCUAUAACUUAUCCAAAAUAACCAUAAGUCAGAAGAACUUGGAACUAAGGAUGAAAGAUACGACGCAUACUGCUUGGUUAAACUGGGUGCUGUUAGAAUCUGAAAUCUGGGGCACAAAAAACAUAGCAUAGAUACUGUAAGUUUAUGAAUUGUUAUGCUUUUUUUCCCCAAAAUACAGCACGGUCAGUUCAUGCGAUUUUUUUUUUCGAAAUAAAACUGUUCCCAUAUCAACCCUAUAAAUCGUUUCAUUGCACAAUAAUGCCAGUUGUGGCAGCUUUUAAUAAGUGCCCGCAUAUGAUAUAGGGUGACUCUGGGAUGCCUGUGUGUCAAGGAGGUCUAGGAGUUAUUUUAAAAAAUGCAUCACAUUUACCAGCUUGGCUUACAAAAUAUGCAUGUACCCGUAUAAUGUGAAAGCCGUAUUAAUUUAUAGUGUGUAAUUUUCUUCAGGUUGAAAAAACAACCCCUUCAACUUGAGUCAAGUUUGUCUCGUUCAGCCGCGAAAGAAAAGAAGGAAGGUGGAGGAGACAAGAGAUAUGAGCAGUAUCAUGGCUUCAAACUAUCAGUUUCUUCUGUCAGAGCUCAUCAAGUAAGUAUUCAUUUAUUCAACUGAUGGCCCCGUUCACACAUAUCCGGACGUUUUUAAAACAGCCUUCCGUCUGUACGCAAGUUUAAACGUGUGGACAGACGAAAGAGCGUAGGUUUGAUUUCCGAAUACGAUGAUGUCAUCCGUAUUAUGCCACUAGCAUUAUGCACACACUGUAAAGGUUGAUUUCCACUGUCGCUUAAUUUUCACGUUCGUAUGCACAUAAAUUUUACGCGCGGCCUUUCACACAUUACCUCUAUUUUACUUACACGCGUCAAAAUUUUUGUGCGUAUACACGUGACAAUUAAGCGACAAUGGAAAUCCACCUUAUUGGUUGAUUUCCAUUGCAUAAUUUACACGUUCAUAUGCACGUAAUUUUUACGCGCGGCCUUUCACACUUCACCGCCAUUUUAAAUACUUACACGCAUAAAAUUUUGUGCGUAUCUACGUGAAAAUUUAUAAUACGCCACAGUAGAAAUCCACCCUAUGUGUAGAUUUCCACUGUCGCGUAAUUUUCACUUUCGUUUGCACGUAAAUUUGACGCGCGUCCUUUCACAUAGCACCUCUAUUUUACUUACGCGCGAAUAAUUUUUGUGCGUAUACACGUGAAAAUUACGCGACAAUGGCAAUCCACCCCAUGUGUUGAUUUCCAGUGUUGCGUAAUUUUUACGUGCGUAAAAUUUACGCUCGCAAAUAUAAUAGAGGCAAAGCACGAAAGGUCGCUCGUAAAGCGUAAAAGUUGAACCUCGCUCAACUUCUCGUUUAAGCUCAGCACUUUUUAUCUUGCCUCUAUUUUAUUUACCUGAUAAAAAUUUACGCGCGUUAACGUGCGUAGCCACAAACCCCUUAGUGGAAAUCAACCUUAAGGGACGCAGCUAUCGUAUUCCCAUCAUUUUCAUGUGAAUGGUCAAAAAUCGAUUAAAUACGCUUCGUGCGGACGCGUAGUUUUUUGAAAACGGAAAGGAUUUUUCCACAGCUUAAAAAGUUAGAACCACCUUUCAAACAAUGUCCCUGCCAUCCCUUAAAGCAGCCCACACCAGGGCUGGGCAGAGCGGGGAAGAAGGCUUCUCAACAAAGUUUUAUACGGAGAGGUUAGAGGCUCCGCCCCGAGGUCCAAGCCCACAUCCUUUUCUUCGUGUUACACAUCCGCUUACAUUUCUUAACACCACUUGAAAAUUACAACUGAAAUCGUUUGACAGCAGCCAUGGUGAUGUUAGAAAUUUAUUGUUUUCAAUAUCUAGGCAAUUGAACAUGUUUUUAACUUAAUAUGUUUUUUUUUCCAAGGUGCUUGCUCUAAACAGGGGAGAACAGAACAAGGUCCUUACUGUCAAGCUAACCAUUCCCAAGAACGUAGAAAAGCAGUUCCUCGUUCGUCUUCGUAAAACAUGGGUGCCCUGUGACGCGCCAGGUACAUCGUGUAUGCUUACAUUCUUUGAAAAAGCAGUGAAGUACAUGUGCAUUGUCUUCACUCUCAUAGCAAAAGAAAAGUAAAUAAAUAUUAAAUGAAUAGCUCUCAACCAAUGAGUACGCGAGAAAUUACUUGCUAUAAAGAGACUAUAAGUACAGUAAUAAAGAUUCGUCUGUCGUUGGAGCCUCUUGUAGAUGGCCAACCUCGUUGUUUUUUCUUGUGGAAGGGAGGGGGGGGGGUAUUUGCGGUAGCUUUGACUUUGUAUAGCUAUUUUAACUACAUUGUACAGGGGGUAACGUAGUGGGAUUUAAGGGCCUCAAACGUACUGUACGUAAAGUAGUGUGGGUAGGUCGUGCCUACUUUGUUAUUCGUUUACAACAUGUUUUUGUUUGUCAUUGCCAUAUAAUGGUGUAAAUCGUAACAGAAGUUUACGUCAGUGAUUUUUUGACUGAGUUACUCAGUGGCUGAGUUUAUUAAUUAUUUAGUUAUGUUUUCUGGAAUUCCCUAUUUUGCUAUGCUUUCUGGUAUCGUAGGUUUUUCGACUACGUUUAUUGAAAUAGCUAAGCGUAGAUGUAUGUCAGCAUACAAUGCAUAUUUUUUUUUUGGCUCUGCGGCUUUUAAGUUAUAUCUCAUUAGACCUUCCUCUGUUGCAGGAAACAUCAAAAAGUUAUUUAACGCCGCAGUGGACGAUGCUUAUAACAGACUUAUUAAACCCAAAGUCACCAGACAAUCCAGGUAAUUUGACUUUUAACAUCAUGCGCUGAGGUCGUACAUGACAUGGUUGCAGAGGACUUCCUUGACAAGGUUAUAGUAUAAUCGACUUCAAGGCAUUUAUCUCCAAAAUUCACUGUACCCUUUCGGCCAAGUUGAAACUAAAGCACCGUGCAAGUAAAGCUAAUAAUUCAAAUCUGCGUGGAGUUCUAGUUAACAGGGUUUUUUUUUCUUUAUUAAAAGAUGACGAAGUGUUGAUUUUGUGAUAUUAGCUACAGAUGACCAGGGCACAAGAGAAACUGAGUCGUCAUUUAUUAUUGCUUUUCUUGCUCCAAUUAUUUUAGGACGUCGUUAACCAAACAGGCAGAAAAGGAAAGUGUUGAUCUAUUUAUGAUGAACCUUUAUCGUCUUCUCCUCACCCCUCCUGUCAGGGGAAUGAGCGUGCUUGGGCUCGACCCAGGCUUCUCUCAUGGAUGUAAAUUAGCAGUGCUGAGCACCACUGGUGAGUUCAGUAAUGCAUGUUCAAUGGCGCCUUAAUUUUACAAUUGUGUCGUUGGCUAAUUUGCUUAUUUCAUUUCCUGAUUUCAUUUCAUAUUAAUGUGCCAACUAAAAGCGCAUUUGUUCUUGAAACAAAAGAUUCCUUUGUUUCACUCGCGUUAUGACUUUGAAUAACAAGAACAAAGUUUAUCUAAACAGUGAUGUCUUCUUGUUUAGGGAGUAGAGAGUUCAACUGAGAUUUGUGCUCAAUGAUAGCUUUUACGCCCAGUGUUACGAUUUUGUAGCUGGCCUCAGGGGUCUGUUAUACAGCUGCUGUUGGGAACAGUUAGCAAGCGAGAGAGUAAUAAGGGGGUAUAGUGGGGAAGAGAAAACUUCCCCCUCACUAGACCACUGCAUGCCCCCCUCCCCCGGUUAGGCAAGCGAGAGGGGGCAAGCGAGAGGGGUAAAGGGGGAAGAGAGAACUUCCCCCUCACUAGACCACUGCAACCCCCCACCCUGACCACUGCAUGCCCCCUCAGGGAACUUUUCACUGGGUCGGUUCAGUAGAAAGUGGAAGUAAAGAGUAUUUUUCCUGCAUGUUGUAAUGAGAGGGAACACUGUGCAAACUACAUGUACCUUCCUUUUUUUACAAUUUUGUUCAUGCAUUUAAUGUUUAGCUCUUUGGAUAACUAAAAUUGAAUCUUGGAUUACAAUUCUAGUGGGUUCAUUGUACUAUAGGUGAAGUUCUGGAGACAAGGGUAAUCUUUCCAUUUGGAAAGAAGGCAAAAACUGAACAAGCAAAGAGCACAGUGGUUGACCUCGUUAAAAAAUACAGGUGAAUACGAACAGGAAGUUGAACAGUGAUGGUUGAUGGGGGAAAACAGCAAUCUAUCAGCACUUCUCAAAAACUGUCAUGUACACUAAAUAAAACAAGAGACAAAGUAAGAAGUUCUGAAUGUAUUUUUAGUGCUAUUCUUGACCGUUAAAUGAGCCUCCAUACAAACCGUUGUAAUAUUUCUGUUGCGCAACAACGAUCCUCACUCCUGAGCCCGCGGUACCUGUGAUGUACUUAGAAACAAAGAAUGAUUCCGGGACUUCCUGAUUACCAACCUCGUCGCUAGGGUCUUCUCGUUUUCCAAUAAUAACAGCGGCCGCCAUACUGGAAACAAGAAGACCCUGGCGACGGAAGUGAACAAGUAGGAGCAAGGACUGAAAUCCACUAAAACGGAAGUAAAUAUCCAGGAGUGAGGACUGGGAUUUAGUUCACCAAAACCACUCGGCCAACCGCUCCGGUGCGAUGUUCGUUGUUGUGAAAGACUUGUUCCAGAUCUGUGCCAUUACUGUUUCCACGAUACCGGAUGGCUUUUCGUUUCGGCACGAAGAACUACCCGGUACCGCGUAAACUUAGCUUUAAGUUACUGCACCUAGCUAUCUUCAAAGUUACUUUAAGUUACGCAAAUUUCGCAUUCUUAACUAUAACACAAGAAACGGUAAAAAAUUAAUUUUGGAAAAAGUAAAUCUUACAUGUAAGUGCACGCACGCAGCAAUCAUUCUUUUACAAAGGAGCAAGGAUUUUUAAUAAUUUUGAUGUCUUAAUUCGUAUUUAUAUUAUAUAAAUAAUUUUUAGCAUAAACUUUAACUUUUCUAAUUUGUAUAGUAUUAUUGUCAGUCUUUUUUUUUUUUCUUUUUUUCCUUUUAGUUUUUUUAGCUAGAUUUUAAUUAGCAGAGCCCGCAUAGAUAGCAGUUUUUCUAAACUGACGUAGUCAUCCUGGGUAAACAUGUUCUUUAUAAUUACCACACAAUAUUGUUUCAUUGCAGAUGCGAUUAUGUUGCCAUCGGUAACGGCGUAGGAUGUCGCGAUGCAGAAACAUUUAUCAGUGAGCUCAUCAAACAGCGUGCAUUUGCACCUCAAGAUAUCGCUUAUUGGUAAUAAUAAUUCAAUAUUAUUAAACUUGCUUUGAAGCGAACAAUUUCCUAUUAAUGCAAUUACCCGUGGUGAAAGUGCAUUUAUAUCAUACAACUGGUGGUUUGUUUUUUUGUUUGUUUUAAUUAUUGUUGUUGUUGUUUUUUUGUUUUUUUUUGUAUGCACUUUUCCAUGUCCUCUUAUUCGGGAAAUGGAAGGAAGAGAACUCUAUGGGAUUUUGACAUACUCCAGCGAUUUCAGUCAUUUCUCCUUGCCAUUUAGCGGUGGCAGAUUUUCAAAGGACAAUUGUAAUAGCCUACAUAAGAGGCGUCGAAAGGAAGGGAGUGAUCAGCAUGUCACGAGCACGGGACGAUGAAAAAAAAUCUGAGUCCCCGAGAGGAAUUGAAACUAUGACCUUCCGUCCACCGGUCGGAUGCUCUCUAACCACUGAAGUACGAAGGACUCGUGGCGAAUGGGCCAUAUACAAGAUUCAUGUAUGAUAUGCGUCCUGCGUGCUGCUAGGAUCAGCAAUGUCGAAAUCGCCAUGUGUGUUAUAAAAUGAAGAAAGAUGGUAAAAUUUUAAGCUCGGUGAAGAAAUGAGAAAUGAUGUGAUCAACAUGUCACGAGCACGGGACGAUGAAAAAAUCUGAGUACCCGACAGGAACUGAACCUCAUUUCUUCACCGACCUUAAAUUUUACCAUCUCGCCUCCUUUAUCAACGACAUUUUUUAGGGUAAGCUGUUGUAUGUUAGCUGGCUACUUACACGUAUUUGCGGCUCCAACUGCCAAAAUAACCUCCCAAGAAUCUUACUAUUUAUGUUUCGUUUAGAAGUUUGUUCUUGGCAUUCGGUCCUUAUUUGACUAACCUAAACUAAACUUGACUAAAUAUGUAUAUUUUUUUCGCCAAAAAUUGCUGUCAGUUCCUCAGGCCCAAAGUGGCCGUGGACAGUCAGUCCGACCGGCUGAACCAUUCAAAGUGGACCAUCUUCAAAGCUGGUCGCAAAUGUUUUGGUUGGACCGAAACGAAAUGGUCCGUUCCAUUUGAUUUAUAUCCGGAAAGCGCACUUAGUUCGCUAUAUCAAUCACACUGGUCUUAUCCUCGAGCCUGCAGUUGUCUCAUUAAGUUCAUUUUAAGACAGCGUAAUUACUGUCUAACAGGGACGAUCAAUAAACAAUCAGAUCGAUGCAAGGUUACAACGUGGAAUAUUACGAAGGUUACAGUUUGGAAUUGUCUGUUUUUGUUUCAGUAUAGUAAGCGAAGAUGGGGCCUCUGUUUACAGUGCCUCUCCUGAAGCAGCUGCUGAGCUUCCAAGCCUUGAAGCAAGUCUCAGAGGAGCUGGUAAGGAGAAAAUAUAUUUACUUCCAGCCUCUUAGUUUUCAAGAUAACAAAAACAAAUAGACCAAAAGUUCUACGUGUACAUUUUAAUGAAAGUAAAUCUUAUCGAAAGGUCAGUAUUCAGGGGUAAGUAGUCCAGAGGAGAAAAAUGGCAAUGCUAAAAAUGAAUUUUAAAGCUCUUUAUGACACUACAUGUAACGUUUCAGAUUAUUUGAAUACUGGUUUACACAAAGUUGACUCCUAUAAGAUCUUCAGUAGCCCCAACUAUCAGAGUUCCUACCGUUGAAAACAACACUUUUCACGACCUGGCUGCCUCAGUUUUCAACCACCUACCUGCUGAGGUCAGGAACAUAACGGAAGACCUUUUUUAUAGAUUCGAUUUGAUCAGAGUUGAUUUUGUCAUACAGUUACGUACUAUUACGUUUUCCUCUUUUAUUAAUAUUGUUAUAGAAAAUAAUGUAUAGAUUCAGCCAGGGCUAAAAGCGAAGCUGUCUUUUAUACAUGUAUCUAUAGUUUACUCAAACGAAAUAUAAAAUCGUGUAAUGCUAAGCGGCGACAGCAACGAAAAUGGACAAAAAAAUCCGCUCUAAUUAGCAAAAAACGACUUUGCACGUGCAGCACACUUUUUAUGUACAUUUCUUUUCCGUUGUUUUGCACGACUUCAUCGUGAAACUUUCAAAAACUUCCACUUUUUAUGGAGGAAAUGUUGAAUGUGUUCUUCGUCUUUAUUAUUUUUUCGCUGCUGCUCAUCUUCACCUUGGUGGCCGCUUGAAUUAUUCUUACCGCCGCUAUAAAAUGUUAGUGUUUUUCUCUGUUAUCAGAGUCAAUGUGGACAUUAAAAUUAAGUCGAAAGAAAGAAUCGGCUUCGUUGUUGUUUUUUUUUUAUUUCUAGGAGUCCGGCGAUUUACCUUCCGAAACGGGCGGGUGCUUGAAAUGCAAAAUUCCACCCCGGCUUACGUGAAGGGGUAUACGUACGUACUGACGCGUACGGACGAUUUUCUUAGAACCAAAAUUUAUUGGAUGCAUAGAUAACCAAAUUUUCUUACCCAUAGUGCUCCGCUGCGAAGCGCGCGUGAGAGCUCCGCUAUAAUUUUGUUAUUAUCAUAUUAUACUUAGUACCUAAAGAUGUAGUUUUUUAAGUACUAAUUUUAGUUAAACACUAGUUAGAGAUGCAGGCGAAGAGCCACAUAGUGGAUGUAUUGUAUUAAAGUCAUUAUUAUUAUUACUAGAAAUACGUUAUCGCAAAAUCGAUUAUUAUCAUCUUCAUCAUUAACAUUAUUAUUGUCUCUUCUGUCACAGUCUUUGCUGGUUUUCUUUUUGUGCAUCAAACGGGCGCAAAACAUGCACCUGGAGCAUCAGUCACUGAAGUCAAUCAUUCUGUUCGUACAGUAAGCACCUUCCUGAGGAUUGUGCAGAUCCCAGCAUGCAGAUCUUUUGGGUCUCUGUCACAGUAGCUCUCUCUCAUACUUUCUCGAUUUUUUCUACCAUACCCUUCUUUACUGUACCAAGCACACCAACAACCACAGGGAUCACUUCGGUUUUUCAGGUGCUACAUUCUCUGUAUUGCAAGUUCUAGGUGAGAAUGAAUCUCCUUGAAAGAUCCCUCUUUUGAUCUUAAUCUGAUCUGCUGUGAUACUUCGAUUUCAUUUGUUUCUUUAUAAGGGUUGUUGGCUUCGUUUACAAACACAUCAUCUACUACACUAUCUGUUUGGUUGUUUUGUACGUUUAAUUCACUUUCAAUCCUUUGCUUGAUAUUAUCUAUUCCAAUUUCUGUAAGUUUGUUUUGUUUUUCAAUAUAUCUACGUUGGUUCAUUAGUGCGUUGUCUGUUAGAUUGGGUCUUUCAUUUAGGUUUCUUUCCCUCCAUAUUCUGUAUGUUUCUUUUGCUACUUCUUUACUGGGAUCUGCCUUUGUCUUGUAAUAGCAGAACAUGACUCAAUGUAAUCCUCUCGUGUCCAUUUCUGUCUGGUGUUUCUUCUAUCUGUGUUGGUAACUGCCCGUUCUGGUGUAGAAGCGCCCUGUUAGGAGAGACUCUCAGCUGGGUUGGCCUCCGCUGCAAGUUGAGGUUAUUACUAUUAUCAUUAUCAUUAUCAUUAUUAUCAUUACUAUUAGUAUCAUCAUCAUCAUCAUCAUCAUCAUCAUCAUCAUCAUCAUCAUCAUUAUUAUAUGAAGUUGUGUUACUUUGUUCAGUCUCUAUCGGUAGGAGGUUACAGGAUCCUCUUGUGGAGCUUGUAAAAAUCGACCCCAAACAUUUGGGCAUUGGGAUGUACCAGGUUAGUUCGAUAAGUACUUUUGAGAAGUUUGAAGCUUUGAAUUACUUCUCCGUGCCUGGUUUAUAUCUAUAAUUCGUUUUUGGAUGACGUCCCGUCUUGCAUAUUAGAGAUCUUUAGAUUCUGACACGAGGACGACUGCGACAACGAGCUUUGCCCAAUACUAAACAGUGCUCGCGCGCCAACCAACGCUGUUUUGGCUGGAAACUGUAGUAGCCGUUGUCAUUCUACUACGAGUUUUAGCCAGAAUUUAGUGGUGGCGAAAACAAGUUAUCAAGUGUUAGAAACUGUUAUAUUCCUAGACUUUCACUUAACUCAGCAGGAACUCCCAUUGGUUGAUUCUUGGUCACGUGGCCUUGACUAAAAUCAAAUGUAUCCUGAUUGUGAUAUAUUAAGCAAUGUACCCCGCUCGGGCUACAUUAUAGCACGUGAUCAAAGCAUGGAGGAAAAGGGUGUGACAGAAGGCGGGAAAACACUACCAGUUUUCUUUUUCGUGAAUGAACGCAAGAAGCCUCAAGCUAAAAAGCAACGAUUUUUAAAUCCACCCCAGAAGAGAAACAGCAGCUAGGUGAUGAAAAAGAUGCAGAUGAUAUAAGGAAAGUACUUUGUAAAUCAUUCAUUCAGUGACUUAAUGUGAAGAAUUGAAUUUGUGUUGUCAUAAGUAUCGAGUCGACUGUUUUGGUACGCUCCGGUUAUUCUUUUGUUGCUGUUGAAGUGAAAGUCCAGAAAUAUAAUAAAACACUUAAUGUCAGGUCCCUCUGAAAACCAGUUAGUUUUGUUUUCCCUCGAGUCAUGAUGUUUCCCAAGACGAAGGACUAUCGGGAAAACAAAACUGUUUCCCUCGGGACCUGACAUUAAGUGUACAUUGUAUCAUUUAGCGAUCGGAAGAGGGCUUAACCUCCUUCAACGGUGUGUGUCUAUUUUAAAGAAUAGGCGAGGAAACUGAAAAUUAAAUGUCGCCCUCGUAGUCAUUCUCGUCCUCAAAUUUAAAGCUCUAUAUUGGUUUUCCAAAACACUGAAGGCGGCAAUUUUGGUGGUCCUGUGUGAGUUGAACCUCCCCCAUCUGUAAACGGACUCCCCUAAACCUACAGACGAUCAACAACCGGCCAACAGUUGGCCGUCGUUCGACCAACAGCCGGUCAACAGUCGGCCAACAGUUGGCCGAGUUUUUUUUCACAACGCACAUCCACCAUCUGUUGGCUGACAGUCGACAAAGUGUUGGCAAACUGUCGGUGACCUGCCUAUAAUUUGCUUCUUUCAAAACUUGUUUAAGCUCGCGUAUUCGUACGAAAUUCAAUAGUCAAAUGUACAUCUAAUUAUAAACCCGCCGAAUAUUGUAUUGAAAUGAAUUUUUUUGACAUUUGACCAAAUAAAAGAAAUAAAUGGGAUAACAGGGAUGGCGCUCAAAACAGCGUAAACUCACUUAUAUUAAGUGACGUUUUCGCAGACUUCACCGUUCUGGUUGCUUAGGUAACGUUCAUACUAAUCGGGACAUUUUUAAAACCGGAUUUUUUUUUUACCCGGAUUCGUUUGGAUGGAAACUUAACCCCCCGCCCCUCGGGAAAGUGGCUAACUAUUUACGUAUGUGUACUUAUGUUCUCGUGAUCUGUUUCAGCAUGACAUCCCUGAGACUUUGCUGCGAGGCGCGCUGGACGGUGUUGUGGAAGAUUGUGUCAGUUUUGUGGGAGUUGACUUAAACAUGGCGGGUAUUAGCAUGUUAAGGUAACUGUCACUAGCCAUCGGGCCCAAGUUGUUCAAAAGGUUGAUAUAUCUCUGGCCAGUGGAUGAUGCAAUGGGUUUUCCUAUUACUUGUCCCCCGUGUAGUUACUAGAAACCGCUUCCUUCCAGGGCUGGGUUGCUCGAAGCUGGGUUAAGAUAACCCAGGGUUAGUGGAGACUUUGAACUCAGAUAUUAUAGCUUAAAAUUCAAAAUCAGUUUAAUUCUUUUUGCCUACAAUUUGAUGAUUGGAUACUGUAAAAAGAAUACCCGAAAAUUAUCUGAGACAGUGCUUUUGAUAACAAGAAAAAAAAAAGCCGGGUUAAAAUUUAACCCCGGGUUAGUGCUAACCGGCGUUCGAACAACUGGGCCCAGGACGAGAAAGAAUACGAGUACGAGAUUUGACUUACAAUUUUUUCACGUAUCCUCAAGAAAUUUACUUGCCGAUGACUCUUGGCACUGUUAUCUAUAUUGAAGGAGGUUAAGCCCUAUCCCGAUCGCAGAACGAUAAAAAUUUUACGAAACAUUUGAUAACUCGUUCCCACCACUACGACAUUAGAGCCCAUUAGAUUUGAGGAAGAGAACGACUAAGAUACGAGAUUUGACUUUUUUUUUUUUUUUUCGCGUUUUUUUCGGUUUCCAGAAACGAUAGGACUGUUUUUUUUUUUAAAGGAGGGUAAUCCCGCUCUUAAUCGCAAAAUGAUAAAACUUCCAACAUUUGAUAACUUGUUUCCACCACUAAAACAUUCUCGCUCCCGUAGUAGAAUGACGAAGGCUAUCAUGUUUUCCCGCCAAAAAGACGCUGGUCCACGCGCGUACACUAUUUAGUAUUGAGACAAUUUCGUUCUCGGCGUCGUCCUCGUCUUAGAAUGUAAAGGUCUCUAUCUUUCUGACGGAUAAUUGUGAUCAACUGAGGCCUAGUCGUGAAUUAUUGGCCGACAAUGAACUGAUCUUGGGCACUAUAAAUUCUCGUGAUCAGUUACAUAUACAUUAUUUUCCAUUUCAGACGCAUAGCUGGUUUAAAUGAAAAGAAAGCCAAAGCCAUUUUAGCUUGGAGAGAAGAACAUGGCGCCUUCAUCAACCGCGAUCAGCUGAAGGAAGUUAAGGGGAUUGGGCUCAAGUCGUAUGAGCAGUGCGUUGGGUUUGUCAGAAUAAUCAACGCCUUACGUUUCCAUAGCAAUACUUCAAAGCCAUCUAUCAGUGCGCUUAGCAGCACAUCUGUAGAUAGUGGUCACGAGAUUGUUACGGUAUUAGAUUCUGACGAAGAAGAAAAGCCGACUGUGCGAGGGAAGAAAAGAAAGGGUGAUGGCGCAGAGGAAGGAGUAAAAAAGAAAAAGAAAAUGAGAAAUGGGAAGCAAGAGUUCUGUGCUAAUCCGUUGGAUAUGACGUGGAUUCAUCCCGAAUCUUAUCCCGUGGCCGAAAGGUAAAUAUGGAGAUUAAGAUACCACGGCUACAAAGAAGGAGGAAAACGUCGCUUGAAAUUUGUUUUGCUUACUUUCAAGGCUUCAUCGCGAUUUUUCCAACUUGCUCUCAAAAUCCUUCAGGGCUUUGCUUUCUUGGGGGAAUUAGGGUUUUUGUCAUUGAAACCUCGCUGGGAUUGCCAAACAUAAAUGUGAACGAAAAAGACAAAUAAAUUCUGGUAUACUUAGUAAAAAUACGUCAUCGUACUGACGGCCUAUUUUGUUCCUCAAAACAGUACCAUAAUACAAUUCGAAAUUACAUCUACCCAGUCUCUAGUCUGCUACACAGCCGUUUUUAGAGUCGUCACGCAACGCUUCUCCCCACUAACGGCUGCUGAAAACCGAACUACAUUCCUUUCCCGUGAUUAGCCAAUUAUAAUUCAGCUCCCAUUUUCUGGAAGGCGUUCGUGCCACGUUUGCGGUAUAUCGGUGCCCCAUGUGUGAAUGACAGAAUAAUCAAAAUCGUCGCGUGAAAACAAGCAAUUAACUACAUUAGUGUUGUCGUAGUCGAGUCCUAUGCAAAAGUUAGGAGAUAAGUAGCAGCAGCAAGCAAGUCGAGCAAAUUGCGAUGCACAACAUGGAUGUGCUCAUAAAGUUGCCAGGUAUAGUUUCGGGAAAUCGCUCAUCGAUAAUUAAUAAGAUUGCUUUUUGAAUCAGUACCCUUGAGAGUUUAGUCUUCACAGGAACACAAUGAGCACAUCCGGCACAUUAAAUUCUUCAUUACAUAUCAGUACAUAUGCACCUUAAAUGAAGAAUCAACCGAUCCUGGUAAAAGUCUUCUAUGCCUACCAAACCUUUUUUUCACUUGAAACUUUCUUGACCGCUUAAAACAAACUUUUUUGCAAAUUAACCUUUUCGUUGCUUGAAAACACAGAGCCCGUCUAAAUUCAGCGACGAUUGAUUGAUUUGUCGAAAACUGAGAACGUGCUCGCUUCCUAGCGCCCUGCGGCUCACGUAUUGUCAAAUUUCUUACACAUGAUUGGCUUGUUCGUUAGACCACAAACACAAAGGGAAAGGAAUGUAGUUCGGUUUUCAGCAGCCGUUUGUGGGGAGGAGCGUUGCGUGACGACACUAAAAACGGCUGUGUGGCAGACUACCCAGUCUCACCCAUUACGUCAAUAUGGUAAAUAUAGACCAGGGCAUCCUAUAUAGCUCUUUGGGGGAGCAAGGAUGGCGCAGUGGCGAGAGCACUCGCCUUCCACCCAUGUGGCCCGGGUUCGAAUCCUGGCGUCGAAACCAUAUGUGGGUUGAGUUUAUUGCUGGUUCUCUCCCUUGCUUCGAGAUGUGUUUCUCCGGGUACUCUGGUUUCUCCCUCUCCUUAAAAGAACAAUUAUUCCAAAUUCCAAUUCGAUCUGGAGCGCACGGGAACAUUUCAACGAUUGCUUAAGAACUCCUCAGUGCUCCAUGGGUAAACAAAUUACAAUUUACCAUAAAUAAAUAAAAAUUGAUUUGAAAAAAAGCCCUGUUUAAUUUCAUAAAUACUCUCUGCGAAGUCAGGAUCUGACCGUGGUUGUGUUCUUCCAUUAAAGUUUGAUGCAGUUGCUGGGUAUUUUGCCAGAACAGAUCGGACAGCCAAUGGUGAAAAAUGCUAUCGACAACUUUCUCCAGUCUCGAAGUAAGUAAUGUUUGAUUUUUCACUAUUACCUUUGUUUCGCAACAUUCUUAUCCGAGCUGUGAUAAGUGUUCAGUCUGUGCAGCAGCUUUUAGCCUGCGAGCAAGUUCUCCGAUGAAGGGAAGGAUAGCUUGCAACAACGUCUCUGGAAUUUGAAUAUCUGCAUCGGAAAGGUCGAUGUGAAAUGCUCAUUGGCGGAGAUGACAUAAGUAAUGACGUCAUUACCCUUGGCACGUGUUUUAUUCAAUAUUUGUUUACAUUCGCGCUAAUUGGCGGAAAUCUGACAGCUCAGUCAACGGGGAGCCACAGGGGAACUGGAGGUCGAAAUCAAAUUCUAGAGACGUAGUUGCAAGCCCUCCUUUCUUUUCCCACUCCGCCGCCAAAGGACCGCGGAGAGCUUGCUCGCAGGCUUAGCAGCUUUCGUAACGUCUCAAAUGAUUAGCUCUAUACCCUUUUGAGAAAUAGUCUGAGUAAAUAAAAGUAAUGAUGCCCCCAUCUUCCAAGACAAUAGCAGCUGCCACACUUCUGCUUGCGCAAAGUCAGAAGUGCUGACUAUAUCUGUGGGAUUUUUGCCGGUGUGUUGUUGUUGUGGUUGUUAAUGAUGAUUUUUCUUUUUUGUUUGUUUGUUUGUUUGUUUUCUGCGAAGGCUGCAACUCCACACGCUUACUUUAUCCUUGAAUUAUAAGUUGUGUCUAACCAACCGAUCAGUAUUAAAAACGUUUCUUGACAAACACCAACUAAACUUAACAUCGCUUGAUGAAAAGCGUUUCCUAGUUUUCUGCCUAGUGCUACAAGAUGCCUGCGAUCAGACAGUCCUUCUUCCCUUUUUUUCUUUGUGGUGCAAGGGCUUGGCGUUUUAGUUGUUCCUAUAAAGCAUAGAUACAUGGAUAUCACUCUGCAGACUUGCUUGUACAAUGUAGUAGAAGCUCCUAAAAAAUAGCAGCUGCCACACUUCUGCAUGCUUACUUUUUGGGGCCGUAGCAUGACAGCUUUACCAGUUUUUUGUCGUUGGAUUCUUAACACCAACUGAAGUCAACAUCGCUUGGUGAAAUGCGUUCACCAGUUUUCUGCUACAGGAUGCUCUUAGAUCCUUACUCACUUGUUCGUGGUUGCCCAUAAUGUUCUCCAAGUUAGCUAAUGUACCUCACUGACUUCUGUAUUUUUCAUUUUUUUGGUCGCUUGCAGAGAUUGAAGAGCUAGCAGGGCGGUUAAAUGUUGGCGUUCCUACACUCCACAACAUAAUUGACGGUCUUAGACAACCAACAGACCACGACAUAAGAGUCAGUAAGUAGACCUGUAGUGAAAUUGAUAAAUAAGUCAGCUCAAUUUUUGUCUCGUUACCCCUGUUUGUUUGCAUUUACUUAGCAAGCCUUUACGAAAUUGUUUUAAAGUCCAUUCAGCUUUCAUGUUUCUGUAAUUAGAUUUUCAGAAACCCUUAUUCAAACGGAACGUGACGUCACUAUCAGACCUUCAUCCGGGGACGCAGCUGAGUGGCCGCAUUACAAACAUGACGUCAUUUGGUGCGUUUGUGGACUGCGGUGUCGGUAGGGAUGGCUUGAUACACAACAGUAAUAUGGGACAAUUUAAAGGGAAGGUCGGUCUUGGGGAUCUAGUCGAAGUAACUGUCAAGGCCGUGGAUUUGGUAAAGCAACACAUUCAACUAAUUUUAACCCAGAUUUCGUCAAGGUUUGAUCCGCAGUUGCUUGUCGCAGUGGAGGGAUUAUCGAAAGCCAGCGCUUGAUGGCGUAUUAGAAUCACUAAGGAGUUUUCUCUGUGGAAACUCAAUUGUUCUUCUUAAAUAUUUGCAAAGAGGUACAUCAUCUGGAAUACUUAGAACGUUAACUAUGUUAAAAAAGGUGAUGAACUAAAGCUCUACGUUCUGUGGUUCUUAGAGACAGAUUUCAUUCAGACCACACAGUGAUCAGAUGAAAUUAUACAUAUAAAACAAACAAACUUUAAAACUAGCAGG